AUGCAAGAUAUUAGUUGUCCAAAUGUUAGCCCUAGAGAAUUGGAUUUAGUCGAGCUCGAUGGCAAGUGGUAUCUUGCAGCGGUCGCCACCGACCUAAACAUGCAAGGCGACUGCGCGAUGGUGGUCUUCAACCACAAGAAUAACAAUACCACGGACGUCUCUAUCAGCUGGGUGGUUAACAAUACCGCUAGUUACUACAACGGCUCUGUUGCACUUACCGUUGGCAGCAAUGGCGGUGAUUUACUGUUAGUUACAUAUACUGAUCAGAAAUCUGAAACAUAUUCUGUGUUGGACGUGAACUACGAACACUAUGCGGUCAUAUUUGCCUGCUACGACAACCCUGAUGGCAACAGUAGUACUUAUGAGCUAUGGAAGCUAACACGCACACCACAUUUGAAGAAAACAGACGCCGCCAUGUUGGACCAGACAGUUGGGAACUACAGCCUUCAAAACACGCCUUUCCUGAUCUUCAAUAACACUGAAGACUCUUGCAAAAUAAAUGCUGGUAAUCAUUUGAAUCCAGCAACGCUCAUCAUGACAUCGGCAGCUGCUAUUACGUUGUUAAGGAGAUUAUAUUAGUACCUAUAUAUAAGAACAUAUAAUGUAGUAAUUAAUUAUAUGACCGUCUAUAAUAGUUGU
Molecule: messenger RNA, 639 nt
Organism: Nymphalis io (European peacock)
Lineage: Eukaryota; Metazoa; Arthropoda; Insecta; Lepidoptera; Nymphalidae
Product: insecticyanin-B-like
Exons: 4
Coding region: 1-579 (192 amino acids)
Source: RefSeq, a predicted model, not a curated record